UUCACAACCGCCACCUCCCCUACCGCCCACCCAUUCCUCUCCGCCGCCGCCGCCGGCACGCUCCCCAAACCCCGCCUGGCCGCCUGGCUGGCCCAAGACCGCCUCUACAUCCACGCCUACAUCCGCUUCAUCGGGGCGCUGCUCGCCAAGCUCCAGCUCCCUGUGCCUGUGCCUGUGCCUGUGCCUCACGCAACCCAAACCAACCCCAACAACACCGACCAAAUCGAAACCCAAACCCUUGAAACCCAAACCCUGCACACCCUCACGGCAGCCCUGACCAACAUCGUCCGCGAACUCGACUUCUUCGUCGCCGUCGCCGACGAAUACGCCCUCGAUCUGAACACGCCGUUCCAGGUCCCCCAACCCGAACCGGGGGAAGCACCAGCACCAGCACCAGCACCAGCCGCCAGCGCCUUCACCGCCUCGCCCAUAACAACCGCGUACACGGAUCUCUUUAUCUCGGCGGGAUCGGCGGGGACGUCCUUGCUGGAGGGGUUGGUCGUGCUCUGGGCGACGGAGGUGUGUUAUCUGACCGUGUGGCGGAAUAAGUUGAUUCCCAAUUGGACGUGUGCCGAGUUCGAGGAGUUCGUGGAGGGGAUUACGUGCUUGGUUGAUAAAGUGGCGGAGCGCGAGGUGCAGCGGAGUUCGGCGGGCCCGGAGAAGGCGUGGGAGGAGGUGGUCGAGCGGUGUGCGCGGUGGUGGAGGCAGGUGGUUUGGCUGGAGGGGCAGUUUUGGCCGGAGGUUUAG
Messenger RNA from Aspergillus fijiensis CBS 313.89, 747 nucleotides. Its product is annotated as putative transcription regulator PAB1642. The record is from RefSeq and is a predicted model, not a curated record. The annotation marks the transcript as partial. Lineage: Eukaryota; Fungi; Ascomycota; Eurotiomycetes; Eurotiales; Aspergillaceae. The transcript has 2 exons.